Messenger RNA from Beauveria bassiana ARSEF 2860, 1653 nucleotides. RefSeq names its product threonine synthase. The record is from RefSeq and is a predicted model, not a curated record. The coding region runs from base 1 to 1653 and encodes 550 amino acids. Gene Ontology annotation, biological process: L-threonine biosynthetic process. NCBI's taxonomy places the organism in Eukaryota, Fungi, Ascomycota, Sordariomycetes, Hypocreales, Cordycipitaceae. The transcript is spliced from 3 exons. Gene Ontology annotation, molecular function: threonine synthase activity; pyridoxal phosphate binding.
AUGGCGAUCAACGGCAAUGCUGUGGUCGAUGCCCAACCCGAGGCCACAACCGGCAACCCUUCGCAUCGGUAUCUGAGCACUCGUGGCGAGGACUCUGGAUUUACUUUUGAGCAGGCUGUCCUCAAGGGCCUCGCCUCCGAUGGUGGUCUCUUCAUCCCCGAGGCCAUCCCGGCUGCCACCAAUUGGCAGUCUUGGAAGGAUCUUUCCUUUACCGACCUGGCCUACGAGGUGCUCUCGCUCUACAUCUCUCCCGACGAGAUCCCGCCCGCCGACCUCCGUGACAUCAUUCAGCGCAGCUACGCGACAUUUCGCCACGCCGACACCACGCCGCUCGUCCACCUCGAGAACAGCCACUAUCUGCUCGAGCUGUUUCACGGGCCGACGUUUGCAUUCAAGGAUGUCGCGCUGCAGUUUGUCGGCAACCUGUUUGAGUACUUCCUCGUGCGUAAGAACGAGGGCAAGGAAGGCAAGGAUCGCCACCACCUCACCGUCGUUGGCGCGACCAGCGGUGAUACAGGCUCCGCCGCCAUCUACGGCCUCCGCGGCAAAAAGGACGUUUCCGUCUUCAUUAUGUUCCCGACGGGCCGCGUCAGCCCCGUUCAGGAAGCGCAGAUGACGACGGUCCUUGAUCCCAACGUCUAUAACCUCUCCGUCGGCGGCACCUUUGACGACUGCCAGGACAUUCUCAAGGCCAUAUUUGCCGACAAGGACGCCAAUGCCACCCUCAAUCUCGGCGCCGUCAACUCCAUCAACUGGAGUCGCAUCCUCGCCCAGAUUGUCUACUACUUCCACGCCUACUUUUCGCUGGCCAAGCAGUCGCCCGAGUUCAAAAUCGGCGACAAGGUCCGCUUCGUUGUACCCACGGGCAACUUUGGCGACAUUCUGGCCGGCUACUUUGCGCAACGCAUGGGGCUGCCCGUCGACAAGCUCGUCAUCGCAACGAACGAAAAUGACAUUCUUGACCGCUUCUGGAAGACGGGCAAGUACGAAAAGCACGCGUCGUCGUCGACGUCGGGCGAGACCGCCGCCACCGCGCCCGCAGUCGGCGCCGACCCGUCGGGCGUCCGUGAGACGCUCAGCCCCGCCAUGGACAUUCUCGUCUCGAGUAACUUUGAGCGCCUGCUGUGGUUCCUCGCCCACGAGUUUGCCGCCACCGCCGGCAUGGACGCCGCUUGGAACGAGCGCCAGGCCGGGCAGGAGGUGUCCCGCUGGUUGCGUGAGCUCAAAGACGUCGGUUCCUUUGGCCCUGUCUACCAGGAUGUGCUCGCCGCCGCCCAGCGUGACUUCGAGUCGGAGCGCGUAACUGACGCCGAAACACUCGAAACCAUCACCGGCUUUUACCGCCGCCUCGGCUACGUGCUCGACCCUCACACGGCCGUCGCCGCCGCCGCCACCCAGCGCUCCGUCGCCCGCGCCCCCUCGGGCAUCCCGCACAUCUCGCUGUCGACGGCUCACCCGGCCAAGUUCUCGGGUGCUGUGGAGAAGGCGCUCGCGGGCGAACCCGGCUUCAAUUUCGCGGCGCAGGUGCUGCCGCAGGAGUUUGUGGGUCUCGAAACGAGGGAGCGCCGUGUAGAGACUGUUGAAAACGACUGGCGCAAGGUGCGCGACCACGUCAAGGCGCAGGUGGAAAAGGAGCUUGCCGGACAGCGGUAA